ACGUCUCUCUCUCUCUCUCUCUCUCUGUGAGUAAAUUCACAUUCCCAUUCGGAUUAGGGUUAGGGUUUGUUUAUAUUGGAAUUGAGAUGGGGCAACAAUCUCUGAUCUACAGCUUCGUCGCUCGAGGCAGUGUGAUUCUCGCCGAGUACACAGAGUUCACCGGCAAUUUCACCUCCAUUGCCUCUCAAUGCCUUCAGAAGCUUCCUUCCUCCAACAACAAGUUCACCUACAAUUGCGAUGGCCACACCUUCAAUUACCUCGUCGAAAACGGUUUCACUUACUGCGUAGUUGCAUCUGAAUCUGCUGGCAGGCAAAUUCCAAUUGCCUAUCUGGAGAGAGUCAAGGACGAUUUCAACAAAAGAUAUGCUGGUGGGAAAGCUGGAACUGCUGUUGCCAAUGGACUGAACAGAGAGUUUGGACCUAAACUGAAGGAUCACAUGAAGUACUGUGUGGAUCAUCCUGAAGAGAUCAACAAGCUUGCAAAAGUGAAGGCUCAGGUUACUGAGGUCAAGGGUGUUAUGAUGGACAAUAUUGAGAAGGUUCUUGACCGCGGUGAGAAGAUUGAGCUGUUGGUGGACAAAACUGAUAAUCUUCGCUCCCAGGCCCAAGAUUUCAGGACACAGGGAACAAAAAUGAAAAGGAAGAUGUGGUUUCAGAAUAUGAAGAUAAAAUUGAUUGUUGUGGGGAUCAUCAUUCUCAUAGGCUUUGUGAUAUUUUUGUCAAUCUGCCAUGGUUUUAAGUGUACCUAAGUUUGCAUCGUUAUAUGUCCAUGGACGCUUUCGUGCUGUCAUGCGGCAUUGGUAAAUUGCUCUAUCUCUUUGAGUUGCUUACCUUGUUAGGUUAUGCCCGUCCUGUUUUGCUAGCCAUUUUAGGAUGGGGUGGGGGGAGGUUUUGUAUGUUUUUUUUCGCAUUGGUUGUUGUAUAGUUUAUAUAUUUGACCUAGUCUUGUCUAGGGUAGAUAAAAUCAAUCACUAUCAUAUAUGUGCUCCAUGUAUUGUAAUGGAUCCUUAAUUAGCUUAAGAUGUAAUGGAGGAAUGCUUGGAUGAUUGUAAAUCAGCAUGCCCUUUCGGAAUGCUAUUAAAAUCUAUUCCCUUAUUUGCUUGC
Molecule: messenger RNA, 1104 nt
Organism: Prunus dulcis (almond)
Lineage: Eukaryota; Viridiplantae; Streptophyta; Magnoliopsida; Rosales; Rosaceae
Product: putative vesicle-associated membrane protein 726
Exons: 5
Coding region: 87-749 (220 amino acids)
Biological process (GO): vesicle-mediated transport
Cellular component (GO): membrane
Source: RefSeq, a predicted model, not a curated record